AUGGCGCCCAUUGCCGUCGAGGACGUGGUGCAGACGGCCGUGGUGUCCAAGAGGGCCAACGGGGCGUCGAAUGGCGAGAUGACAAAACCAACACUUGCACGUUGUGAUGCUAACGAUCCAGCCACGACGACCGAGCUCCUCGUCUCGAUUAUUGAACGAGAUGGCGGUGUGAUCGUGCAGAACCUCAUCUCUAAGGAACUGGCCACACGGAUCAAGACCGAGCUGAAGCCUUAUUUCGACACAGACAAAGUUGAUCCGUCAGGCUUCUUCCCCCAUACCACGCAGCGUGCCACCGGCCUCCUGGCGCGGUCGGAUGGCUGCGUCGAACUGGCAAUGAAUCCUACAUAUAUCGACGUAGCCAACAAGAUGAUUUCUUCCACGUAUACGUACUGGAACGGACAACAGCAAGAGACGGUCUAUGCGAAACCGAUUAUAUCCUCGACGGUCGGCUUCCGAGUAAACCCGGGUGGACGGCAACAGGCCCUGCACCGCGACGACGGUGAUUACCACACUCGUAACUGCGACAUGCCCAUGAUGCUGGGUUGUGUGACGGCGUUGACCAAGACCACGGCGGAAAAUGGUGCCACGAUUGCUAUCCCCGGUUCGCAUCUCUGGGGUCCAGACCGCUGCCCCUAUGAUCACGAGGCGAUUCCAGCUGAAUUGGAACCCGGGGAUGCCUUCAUCUUCGUUGGUAAUCUUUAUCACGCCGGAGGAGCUAAUAUCACCAAGGAUCAAGCACGCGAGACGGUGGGAAUCUUCCUGUGCAAGCCGUAUUACCGCCCGGCGGAAAAUCAAUUCUUGAUGGUGCCCCCUGAAAAGGCGAAGCGACUGCCUCCCCAAGCGCAGAGGUUAUUGGGAUACGGAAUCAGUCGUCCUGCCGUCGGAUUCAUGGAAUACCAGGACCCAAUGCGAGUCCUUUUUGGCGUCGAGGACGAGGAGACGGUCGAUAUGUGA
Molecule: messenger RNA, 954 nt
Organism: Fonsecaea erecta
Lineage: Eukaryota; Fungi; Ascomycota; Eurotiomycetes; Chaetothyriales; Herpotrichiellaceae
Exons: 3
Coding region: 1-954 (317 amino acids)
Source: RefSeq, a predicted model, not a curated record